GGAGUGUCUACUCCGAGGAUCCACCUCGGGGCUCUGCAGGUCAAUCCAAAGUACGGUUGCGGACUGAAGAAGGACUUCCGGUUUGGUGCAGUUACAUUUUGGCGCCGUCUGUGGGAACCUGAAUUAAAGGCUCCUUUGUUGCUCUUAUCAUGGUUAGAACUAGGUCAGCCCGAGGAGGAAACUCGUCUCAGCCUCUUAGACGAGGUCAGGCCCCUAGCAACCUUCCGCCUCAUCCUCCACCCCCGAUUCCACAUACAGUCCCUCCUGUUGAUCAUGCAGAAGGCGAAGACGAAAAUCAACCACACAAUUCGGUUCAUAACUCAGCCUCCACCGCUAAUCAAGACGUGGUUGCGACUCAGCUUGCUGCCAUGCAACAGCAGUUUGGUGUUUUUCAGCAAGUGCUGGCUCAGUUGUUAGCCCGAAACAAUCCUGGUGACCCACUCAUCAAUCUACUUAAUCCUGCCCCACCACCAAAUCCUGAACCAGUUCAACAUGCUCCCGCUGUUAGUGAAUCUCAGGGCCAAUCUCACAUGGCACCAGUUCAACAACCUCCUCAUGAUGAUGUCACUCGACGUCUAGAUAGUUUAGAAAGGUUAGUGGUCGAACAGCGAGGUGUCCCACCCCCACAUCCUACUGCUAACUCCGUCCCUCACCCUCUCAACACCAAUAUUGUACUGGAACCCUAUCCAGCUGGUUUCAGAAUACCACAGCUUGAAACUUAUGAUGGGACGAAGGACCCCGAUGAUCAUCUACAUGCUUUCUACUCUUGUAUGCAGGCCCAAAACGCCUCUGAUGCGUUGAUGUGCAAAAUCUUUCCCUCUACUCUCCGAGUUUUCCAGUUCAAUGAUGCAGUGCUAGAGGUUAACUCUUUCGACCAAGCAGUGGGAAUUACGGCUGUGAUCUCAGGUCUCGGCCAUGACAGAUUCAGAGAAAGUUUGCUUAAGCAUCCUGCCACCACCUUCAGUGAGGUAAAUGAUCGAUCGCUGAAAUUCAUAACUGCUGAGGAAUAUGCCCUGUCACAGAACCUUACCUCUGUUAAACACCAACACCCGGGCUGGAGAGAUGAGAACCCGAACAGGAAAAGGAUGAAGACGCCACAGAACCGAGGUCCAAUGUCGACUUCCGUCCCGCAGUUCGGAAGGCCGAACUCAGCGCCUCCGCAACAACCUGCAGGUAAAACUUCAGUCAAUUGGACUCCUUUUAAUUUACCAAGGUCACAAAUCUUCAUGCAGAUUAAGAAUAAAAUGGACUUACGACGUCCGGGUCCAAUGAGAACUGCUGCUGCUACCAGAGACCAUACACGGUAUUGCGAUUUUCAUCAAGAUCACGGUCAUACAACAGAACAAUGCAAUAGUCUGAGAUCCGAACUGGAAAGCCUGGCGCAGAAAGGAAUGCUGAAUGAGUACAUCCAGAGAGUUGAGCAGCCACGAUUUGUCAGGGAACAGGGAACACAGCAUCAAGGAGUCCGCAAUCCCCCAAACAGGCAAGGUGUGGGAUAUCAGCAGGCCCCACCACCACUUCCACCACCAGCUAGAGUCAUACACAUGAUUACGGGAGGUCUGGAAGCAGGUGGACUGAGCUCUAAACAGAGAAAGUUGUAUGUCAGGGAGGUUAAGCACCAGAACCGGGCUCAGAAGCGAAAGUUUGACGAUGCUGAGUGGAAGAAUCAACCCAUCACUUUCACAUCUGCUGAUCUUGAAACAGUUGUCACACCUCAUAAUGAUCCCCUAGUUACUUCCGUCACGAUCAACAAUUGUGAAGUGCAACGUGUCCUUGUUGACACCGGCAGUGCACCAGACAUCAUGUACUUCCAUUGUUUUGAGAGUCUUGGGAUAGAUCCAGCUCUGUUGCAGAGGUAUGAUGGUCCCAUCUACGGGUUCAACAACCAACCAGUUCCAGUCGAGGGAGUACUUACCAUGAAUGUUGCAUUUGGGAGUGGCCGAAGUUAUGUGACCCCUACGGUGCGGUUUUUAGUGGUCAAGAUGGCGUCCUCUUUCAACGUUGUCGUUGGCCGACCUACACUAACCGAGAUCCGAGCUGUGGUUUCCCAGUCUCAUCUAUGCAUGAAGUUUCCAACCCCUACGGGAAUAGCAACAUUGCGAGGCAACCAGGAGGUGGCCCGGCAUUGCUACAUCACCUCGGUAACACAACCUCAGAAGGGCAAGACUCAGACACCCGAGAUUAAUGCCAGCCAGAUUGUUGAUGAUCGACAAGUUAUGGGUGUUGAAAUCAUAGAUAACCGACCAGAGGAUGAAACCAGAGCUGCUCCAGUUGAAGAUGUAGAGGAGGUGCAGAUUGAUGACAGAGAUCCGAGCAGGAAAACGCAAAUCGGGACUAAAUUAAACCCGGAGGAAAGAGCAGAGUUAAUAGCUUUUCUUCGGGCUAAUAAAGAUGUCUUUGCAUGGACUUCAGCAGACAUGCCGGGAAUCCCCCCUUCAGUUUUUCAACACAAACUCAGCACCAAUCCCCUCAAGAAACCAGUAGCACAGAAGCGACGUCUCUUCGGAGGGGAGAGGCUAAAGGUUAUUAAAGAAGAAGUCGAGAAACUCCUACAAGCCGGCUUCGUCAGGAGGGUGGAUUACUGUGAAUGGGUCGCCAAUCCGGUGUUGGUCAAGAAAGCAAACGGUAAGUGGCGAAUGUGCAUCGAUUACACUAACCUCAACAACGCAUGUCCAAAGGAUUGUUAUCCAAUGCCAAACAUUGAUAAACUAGUGGAGGCAGCUUCGGGGAAUGAAAGAUUGAGUCUCUUGGAUGCAUACUCAGGUUACCACCAGGUCCCAAUGGCUCCUGAGGAUGAAGAAAAAACCUCAUUCUAUGCUGGUGAUGAAAUCUAUUGCUAUGUAAUGAUGCCCUUCGGCUUGAAGAAUGCAGGCGCCACUUACCAGAAGAUGGUUACCAUCGUGUUCCGAGCUCAGAUAGGACGGAAUCUGGAAGUGUAUGUUGACGAUAUAGUGUCUUACCUUGGCUCGCCACCUCUACUGACUAAAGCCAAAGAUGGAGAAAUCCUCUAUCUAUAUCUGGGAAUUUCAGAUGAAGCCAUUAGUUCGGUUCUGGUAAGAGAAGAAGUCAAGCAGCAGAAACCAAUAUAUUAUAUCAGCAGUGUGCUGCAUGGAGCCGAACUGAGGUAUCCUAUAGCUGAGAAAGCAGCUUUAGCAGUCGUCACUUCGGCCAGGAAGUUGAGGCCGUAUUUCCAGUCGCACCCGAUCAUUAUUCUUACAGAUCAACCCCUUCGGCAAAUCCUGCAAAAGCCUGAGUGUUCUGGAAGACUAAUUAAGUGGGCAGUAGAACUGGGGGAGUUUGAGAUAACAUUUCAGCACAGAUCUGCAAUUCGAGCUCAGGCACUGGCAGAUUUUAUUGUAGAAUGCACUCCAGGUAAUCCCAUUCCUACUUCAGAGCCUAAUGACUGGACCUUAUAUGUUGAUGGGGCAUCCAAUAGCAAAGGAUCAGGAGCUGGUGCUCUCUUGAUUGGCCCAGAUGGAUACCGAAGUGAACAUGCUUUGAAGUUCAACUUCGACGCAACGAACAACAUGGCCGAAUAUGAAGCCCUGCUACUUGGUCUUCAGCUAGCAUUGGAAUUAAAACUCAGUGCAAUCCAAGUAUACAGUGACUCCCAGCUGGUGGUGAACCAAAUUAACUCAAUCUGCGAAGUCGUUGAUCCUGUGAUGGUAAAAUAUGUGGCCCUAAUAGCUGAACUGAAGUGCAAAUUCCAAAAAUUCUGUCUGAGCAAAAUCCCCCGAACUGAGAAUGAACAGGCAGAUUCACUCUCUAAAUUCGCCUCUGAUAGUUCUUCACAUUCCAGGUCAGUUUUUGUAGAGGUCUUAGAUGAACCAAGCUUCGUGAAGCCACGGACGAUGGAAAUCAGCACCGACCCAGACACACCGAGCUGGACUGACCCAAUCCUCUCCUUCUUACGAGAUGGGAUAGUACCUGAGGACAGGCAGGAGGCAAUGAAGUUGAGGAAGAAAGCAUCCCGAUAUACACUUGUCGAUGGGGUUCUCUACAAGCGAUCUUUUUCUCUACCUCUUCUGCGGUGCUUGAAUCCCUAUGAAGCAGAAUAUGCACUCCGGGAGGUGCAUGAAGGUAUCUGCGGAAGUCACGUGGGUGCUCGAACCUUGGCUCAUAAAGUCCUUAGACAGGGUUACUAUUGGCCCAACAUGUAUAAGGAUGCCACUCACUUUGUUCAGCGAUGUUUAAAAUGCCAGUUCUUCGCGCACCUAACUCACCAGCCUGCAGAACAGCUCACUACUCUGGUAGCACCAUGGCCAUUUGCUCAGUGGGGAUUGGAUCUUUUGGGACCAUUCGUGAAAGGAGUUGGCGGUGUCACCCACCUGAUUGUCGGUGUAGAUUAUUUCACAAAGUGGGUUGAAGCUCGGCCAAUAUCCAGUCUUACUUCCAAGAAGGUUGAAGACUUCGUUUUCAGUUCAAUCAUCUGCAGAUAUGGAAUCCCGAAUCAGAUUGUGGCUGAUAAUGGAACUCAAUUUAAUUGCACCUCUUUUCGAGAUUUCUGUUCCAGUUACGGGAUCAAAUUACAGUUCACCUCGGUUUACCAUCCGGAGUCCAACGGCAUGGUCGAAUCUGUUAACAAGUGCAUCUUAGAAGGUAUCAAGCCAAGGCUGGAACAACACAAGGCCAAAUGGGCAGACGAGCUCAACAACGUCCUCUGGGCAUACAGAACUACGAGUCGAACUGCCACAGAUGCAUAACGUAUAAAGCGCAUUCUAAAGU
This is a messenger RNA of Rubroshorea leprosula, 4725 nucleotides long. Lineage: Eukaryota; Viridiplantae; Streptophyta; Magnoliopsida; Malvales; Dipterocarpaceae. The record is from the annotation of a GenBank genome assembly.